AUGGAGCGUAAAAGAUCUCCUCGAGAUGCUCAUCGCCAUCAUAAAGGUGAAGGAGGAGUAGGUGCAGUCAAUCUUCCUUUCCUCCAUCAAUGGUUUAUAGAGCAUAUAGACCAUCCUUUUCCUACACAAGAAGAGGAGAAUGAGCUUGCCAUGAAGAUGAAAGCUAAUUUGCGAGAUAUUGAGACGAAGAUUGGCUUAUCGUCAUCAUCUGUUUCAUCAAGAGCCACAAAGCAAUGUCAAGCUUGGUUCAUCAACGCACGAAGCAAAAGUACUUGGACUGAGUUUUACCAAAAGUAUGCAUUCUCAGAAAAGGCAGUAAUGACAAAGUUGGUCUCAAUCCUGAAAGGUGAAAGUGAAAACACAAAUGAGACAACCGAUUCCCUUGCACGGCUUUGGUGGUGUGGCAAAGACGGUAAAACCAGAGGAUGGUUUGGAGAUUCGUUAAAGGAACAUGUUGCUAAGUGUAAAGAACAUUGGAUGAAGAUCAAAGAAUGGCAAGAACAGCCACAACGUGAGAAUGAUACCUGGCAAAAAGGUUCAAAGCCAUCAAGGAAAGAUUCCCGAAGAUUCUCGGAAGAAACUUUAACAAUCUUGUUGGAUGAAUAUGAGAGAAAUCCACAUUAUGAGAACCAUCUUGAUCGUGAUAGGAUCGCAAAGAAAACUGGUCUCAAGCCAAGGCAGGUUACUGUGUGGUUUCAGAACAGGAGGAGUCGUUCCGAAAAUCCACCGUUAAAGGAGGCAACGGAAAAGAGACGCAAACGUGAACAGGAUAAGUGUCAAGGUGGAGACAAGAAAAGACAUGCGCCGAUCAGAACAAAAUCCUCACAACGGUCUGUCAAUCAACCCGUACCUGCAUCGCCAUCGUUACCGGUGUAUGACGACGAUGUCGUUGCGCGAAUCGAUCGAGAUGUGCUUCAAUUGAGAGCGAUAUACAAUGAAUCAUUCUUUAAAGAUCUAGAUUUAUCUUCUCAGCGGUCUUCGAGUAUCCGUCAGGACCUCUCGCCAGAUAAGUAUUUGUUGGAGCCGGCAGCGCUUCCUGAGCCCACAUCAAGCGGCUCCAUGCUUCUAUCGCAUGACAUGUUGAUGAACGAACUUUAUUCGGCUCGAUCGCCGUUGACAUAUCUGGAUCCAGAUGCAGCAUCAUAUUUCGAAGCAACCAUACAUCAGGACCUCUCGCCAGAUAUGUAUUUGUCGAACUUUAUUCGGCUCGAUCGCCGUUGA
Messenger RNA from Meira miltonrushii, 1221 nucleotides. RefSeq lists its product as uncharacterized. The coding region runs from base 1 to 1221 and encodes 406 amino acids. Gene Ontology annotation, cellular component: nucleus. Lineage: Eukaryota; Fungi; Basidiomycota; Exobasidiomycetes; Exobasidiales; Brachybasidiaceae. Gene Ontology annotation, molecular function: RNA polymerase II transcription regulatory region sequence-specific DNA binding; DNA-binding transcription factor activity, RNA polymerase II-specific. The transcript has a single exon. The record is from RefSeq and is a predicted model, not a curated record. Gene Ontology annotation, biological process: regulation of transcription by RNA polymerase II; neuron differentiation.